Messenger RNA from Dreissena polymorpha, 2245 nucleotides. Its product is annotated as zinc finger protein 286A-like. The transcript is spliced from 7 exons. The record is from RefSeq and is a predicted model, not a curated record. Gene Ontology annotation, molecular function: DNA-binding transcription factor activity; RNA polymerase II cis-regulatory region sequence-specific DNA binding. Gene Ontology annotation, biological process: regulation of transcription by RNA polymerase II. Bases 217 to 2127 code for a protein of 636 amino acids. NCBI's taxonomy places the organism in Eukaryota, Metazoa, Mollusca, Bivalvia, Myida, Dreissenidae.
UGAUCUAUAAGGCGAUAUCAUCAUAUGGCUGAUGUUUAUUUUUAUUUAGGAAAAUAACAUCGUAUACUGUGGCGAAGACGAUAUAGUGAGAAGUUUGAUGUAAAUAAGUGCAUGGUGUCUAGCAGAUCAAGAUGGACAGAUAUCUAAUAAUGCUGUUUGUUUCUCUGGAACAAGAGAAAGCCAUAAAGCAGUUAUUCCAAGACCAAGGUUGGAAAUAUGAAAAACCAGGGCGAGAAGGUUAAAGUGAAAGGCGAGUGGAUUGUCAGGCUCGCCCUGCAGGAUUUACAGACUACAACAGAUAGGCUAGGGCCUCUGGAUGGUCCAUGUAACUGUGAAGCUGAUGGGGAUGUGAAUGUGUUGUACAGAACUCAACAACCUACAUGGGCAACCAGAAAAAAGACCUCUAUCAAAAUAGAACCCACUCAUCCAGUUCAUUACGUGAAACCAAAGCUUUCACCUUGCAAAAGGAAAUCCCAACAGCAAGAGUCUGUGAUUGAGAACAUUGACAAAGGUGCUGAUACCACAGAUGAUGGUGAUGAUGAUGACGACUUUGUUGAUCAGCCAAUUGUUACUGAUACUGUUAGCCUAACAGACUAUGAAAAUCCAGUGGAAGCAGUUAUAUCAGAUAUGCAACCUGUUACUGUUAAAGCUGAUGGGACAGACUGUAGCCCUGCCGACCAACCUGUGGUUGAAAACACAGAAGCAGAUGUAGCAGAAGUGUCGCAAAAGUCUUCGGUGCAUGGGUCAUUGCUUAAGAUCGAAUCAUAUCAACAAGCAUGGCCAAGUUGCUGCUCUGAAGCCACAGCAAGCUUUGAACAAAGCAUUUCUGAUCAGGAGAUCGACGAAAUCGACGAAGAAAUGGAAGGAGACUUUGAAAGCACUGAUAACACUUACAACCUCACUUGUCAUGAAGGGAGAGAUACUCCAGUCAAGAAGGCAUCCAAGUCAUUUAAGGAAGUGAAGUCUUCGGUUCGGCCGAGAAAAAGGAUGUACCAGUGUGACAAGUGUGAGGUUUCAGUGUCGUACUUGGAGUCCCUGAAGAUGCAUGAAGAAGUGUUCCAUGGGGUUGUGUACCAAGGUGAGAAGGCGGAUCAGUGUGAAGUGUGUGAAAUGAGGUUUCACACCCGCCAUCACUUAGACCUCCAUGUGAAAGUUAACCAUGAUAACGGUGUUGUGAAUAAUCAAGAAAAAUCUUACCGUUGUGAGAUGUGUAAAAGAUCCUUUGAGACUAUAGCUGGCUUAGAAGAACAUUUAAAUACACACAAAGGGCAAAUGUUUAUUUGUAGUAUUUGUGGACAGUAUUUCAGUCGCUCUUACUCUUUGAAACUACACAAAAAAUCUGUACAUUUGGGUCUGAAAAGUACGAAAAUAUCCGACAAAAUGCUUCCAAAACGAUACUUCUGUAAUUUCUGUGGUCACGGGUUCAAGAGAUCUCAAAAUCUUGAAGAUCACAUAGCCGUAAAGCAUGACAGGUCAUUGCUGAAGUAUUCAUGUGACCAGUGUCCAGAACGGUUUGUUCGUCCGCACAGCCUCGAAUACCAUGUUAACAGAGUGCAUAACAAAAAAAGGCCGUAUCAAUGUAAGAAUUGUAAGCGAGACUUCUACUCAAAGGUUGCCAUGUCCAAACACGUAGUGAUGUGUACAAAAAAUGAAAGCGAGCAGUUUGCGUGUGAGGAAUGCGGACAGCUUUUCAAAACAUCUCAGAACUUAAACAUGCACAGAGAAGCUAUGCAUUCUAAGAAUCUUCUAACCUGUGAGUGUGGAACUGUUGUACGCUGGAGGUCUUCCAUGGCCAAGCACCUAAGAAAAUGUCGACUCAAUCCAGAAAACUCUGAUAUAAAUGCAAAGGCAGGAUUAAAACAAAAUCAAUCAAAAAAUAGCUUUGUGUUGAAUGAUGUAAAUGCUCAGUUAAGGGACACUGUUCUGCAUGAAUUCACAUUCAAAAGCAUGUCAAAUACAUCAAAUUUUAAUGAUACUUCUGGUGGAACAAGUUCAGAACUUGGUGUGUCUGAAACAGUUGUGGAAGAAUUACCGGCAGACAUUGUAGCUGAUGUAGGCCAUCUGGAGACCAUAGCUGUAAAACAAGCUGAUGGCUCAAAUGUGUUUUACAUGAUUCUGCAGAAGUAAAUUCUUGGGAACCCUAAAAUUGAAAAUUAAGUUUUUAAUUACUGUUUUAAUGAUAGCACUAGGCUGAUGGCGACAAAUCAUGUUGAACCAUGUUUCUUAAAACAAAUGUGUCAAUGUU